CAGCAGCAUUACACCAGCACGCGCCACUCACCCUGCGUGGCGUCCCGGUGAUUAACUUAAUAUCUGCACGAGCCGCGGCGCCAUGGCUGCGGCCGGCCCCAUCUACUGCACCCUAGAGGCACCAUACCGACCCGUCAGAGGCAGCAUACCCGCCGCAAUCCCCGGCAGCUCCUGUUCGCCUUCAGUGUGCAUUAGUAGCGGUGCUUCUACUAUGGCUGCAUUAGUACCAAACGGACGCCAGAUUGCAGGGAGGUUCGGCGCCCGCUCAGAGUGCAGUAGUAGCGGCGCCUCUACUAUCGCUGCUGCAGUAGUACCAAGCGCACGCCAGAAUGCAGGCAAUUCCGGCGCUCGUUUCCGCUCCUCGUUUCGUCCGACUCGGCUUGCGCGUCAGCCGUCUUCGCAAGAAAACUUUACCGCUUCGCUAACUUCGCGUCAGCCUAAUUGGCUGUUUACACAGCAGCGUCACCACCACCAGCAGCAGCAGCAGCACAGCCAACGACCGCGGCGGGCAUCAUUUCAGCCACAGCAGCUCAGCGGCGCACAAGAUGCGCUCGUUAAAGAGUUCCUCGACGUUUCAAAAAGAUCUUUCUGGCCAGGCCGCCUGAUUCCGCCGCUUCCAUUCACCCACCGGCCUCUCCGCCACAGACAUUCGCCAUGGCAGCACCACCAGCCGAAUCUUCUCGCGGCGCGAUCGCGUCUGUCGCCGUCGCCGAAGCGUUUUCAGCGUGGCGUGGAGGCGCGCUUCCAGAGGACGGCGGAGGCGGCGGGAGGCCCGUUGACGGCGCGUGACUGGCGGGCGCGCACGUCGUGGGGCGGGCAUGCGAGUAGCUCGUCGCCUCGAGGGGACGUUCGGUGCCAGCUGUUCUCGUCUAAGACAGCCGUGCGCAUUCCGCCCCUCACUAUAGUCACAGAGGCAGCAGCCAUGGACGAGAGGGAGGUGGCGGCGCUGCUGGCAGCAUCUGGGCAGAACGGACAACUGUUCCCCGCCCUGCUGCCGCCCGAGCCGUCCUCUGAAGGGCCGCCCUUGCCUCGCAAUGUGAACGUGGCUCGCGUGCCGGUGGAUAAGAGGAGAGUGGGGAGGGCCAAUGCUGCUAGGAUGAGGAAAGCAUUGGAUAGAAGCACCGUGACCGUCGCUCUGUACGUGAAGAAGACGGACCUUGCAGAGGACUAUUACACCGACGAGGGUGAGGAGGAGGAUACAGAGGAGGGAAAUGAGAGGAAGGGCAGCACAGGAGACAGUUCAGGCGGCAGUGGCAGCAGCAGCAGCAGCCCGGGCAGGGCUGUGAGCAAGAGGGCAAUGAGGCGGGUGCAACAGGUGGAGGCGGCGCGGAGGAGCGUGGAGGGCAGGCGGAUGGUGGCAUUUGGACGGGCGUAUUCAGAUGGGACUCUCACUGCCGCCGUGCACGACAUAGCGGUGGCACCAGUGUACAGGGGCCGUGGCCUGGGCACCAGGGUGUUGCAGAGAAUCCUCAGGGAGCUCCUGUCUCGGGGCAUUGGCGACAUCUCUGCAGUCGUUUGGCCCGACCAGCGCUUGUUCGUGUGGCAGUCGGGGUUCCGCUUUGACCGCCUUCAGACAACCACGAUGCUAUUCAAAGGCCUCGCACCUGCAGACAGUGAGAAUGGCACAAACACUGAUAGCAACAGCAGCAGCAGCAGCAGCAGCAGCAGCAGCAGCAGCAGCAGCAGCAGCAGCAGCAGCAGCAGCAGCAGCAGCAGCAGCAGCAGCAGCAGCAGCAGCAGCAGCACAGAACUUGCCGCAAGCAACCAGCAGCAGGAGCCGCAGGAAACUGAUGCUGGUGAAGCCCCCCAAGGAGCCGAGGCAGAGGAGGAGGUACGCGAGGUGAGGUUCGGAAGCUGGGCCAUGCACGUACCGCCCCCACUGCAAGUGCCUUACCCCCUCAAGGCCCCCCUGCACGCACUCACGACUCGAGAGGCCAUGGUCACAGCAGCGGCACAGGCACGGCCGGUGCAGCAGGAAGCGGAGGGGCAUCGGCCGGAGGAAGAGGGGGGAUCGAGACUGCCCUGGAGCAAGUGAGCCUGCCACAAGCCGUUAUUUGCACUCAAGCCUCGAGAGGUCAGGGCUACAGCAGCAGCGGCACAGGCACGGCCGGGGCAGCAGGUGGCAGCGGAGGGGCAACGGCCCCAGGGGCUGAGACUUUCCUGGAUCAGGCGAUCUUGUAAGGCGCCGAAAUAAGUCGGGACUUUGACCGGAGGGCUAGUUGAGGCGCCUACAGGAGGCAGAGGGGCAAAAGACCAGAGGGGUUGAGACUUCCCUGGCGCACAUGAUCGAAGGGUGGGAUGCUGCUGUACUCCUUGGUCCGAUGCUGGUUGGGUGCGGUGGUGUGGUGGACGGUGCCUGUUUGUGGCACUGGGAUCCAGUCCCAGAGGUUGAAAGCAUACCCGGAAGUGUACAAUUUGGCUACGUAGCUGCCACAGAGCCAUGAUCAAGCCAUAGUAGGCUGUCUAGUACAGAAGACUCCUAUAGCAAGCCCCAUCAAGUCUAAUUGAGAGUCGGUUACUGGUAUAUGCAUAUCUCAUGCUGCUGCAACAGUACUGACGAAGCACUCUCAUCUGUACAAGCACUGCACUGCAGGAA
This is a messenger RNA of Closterium sp. NIES-67, 2596 nucleotides long. NCBI's taxonomy places the organism in Eukaryota, Viridiplantae, Streptophyta, Zygnematophyceae, Desmidiales, Closteriaceae. The record is from the annotation of a GenBank genome assembly.